AUGGGGCACUACUCGCUGCACGAGUCCUACCCAACAGAACUUCUGGGGGGCCAAGUCAUCGAGGGUUGCUCAGUGAACCUCCUGAAACUGGCGCUUGACAGAAUCUUUGCUGCGCUUAACAAGGCCAGCAGAAUCAAUGGAUCUGACCAAUUGUGGAGUGGCCAGCUAGAACCCGAACAGCAUAAUUUGCCGUUUGGUUGCCAGCUCCAGCAGCAGCAGCAGCCCAACCAGCAGCAGCAGACGCAGAAAACGCAGGGGCAACUCUCUCAAAGGCACGAGCAAAUAGUAAGGGAUCUAAGAAGAUGGGAGACCCAUAAAAAUAUUGUCGAGAAGCGCCAUGCAGCAGACACACAUGUGCUUGCCGCCUUAUUGCAGCAACGCCAACUGCUUGUGGAAUACGGGAAAGAGAUCCAGCAGCAACAACAGCAACUACAGCAUAUAAUAAUAUUUCUACGGCAACACAGAAGUGCCCGUAAAAUCUUGGACAUCUCUGGGCAGACGCUAGAAGAUGAGGUUGCCCUGCUUCAUCAGCUGGAGGAGAGGCUGUGCGAGCAGCUUAUGGGGGAGCAGAGACAGCAACAGGUUCUUCACUUAGUAGCUCGCCACUGUUCGCAUUUGCAGCAACUAACCGAAAACGCUAUACAGAGGCGAGAGUCGCACCUGAGGUUCUGCCAAUGCCGGAUUGAGGCUCUGAGGAGAGGGGAGUUUGGACCAUCAGGAGCAGAGUUGAUCCAUCCAGACCACAGAGCGCAGCACCCGCUCUGGCAAGUGCCUUUCGUCAUUGCCGAUUGCAAGGCCUCUUGUAAGACUUGUAAUGUUUACAAAACGCUAGACGAGCCUUUGGACGACCUCCCUGAAACGUUUGGGGCCUCUAGCACUAAUGAAAGCAGCAGCAGCCGCUGCAAGAACAACAGCACACACGCACAAGGUCGCAGCCGGAAUACCCUUGGGGAUUGUCAUUGUAACACGAAACAGUCAAACGCUUCUUAUGAGGGCGAAACAACUGCUGGCCAUGAUAAGCAGCAGCAGAGUGGGCAACUGCUUUGCUCGCACAAGCAAGCUCCUGCUCAGAUGUCGGGCGAAAAUGAUAUAAGAGACAGUAGGUUUAGGAGCCUGCCAACUGGUGUCUUGAAACAACAACUGCAGCAGGUGCGAAAAGAAAGGCGCGGCUUUUUUUCCAAAGGGCAGGCUGUUGAUGCCAAGCAGGUUCACCUUGGUGUGAAGCAGGCGAAUCUGCGGAGGCGUGAACAGCCAGGCGCAACAGAAGGGCUGGUAGCAAUGCAGAUUUUGCAGCAGCAGCAGGAGUCUAGCACCUUCAGCACUUGCUCGGAGACACCUUUUCAAGACCAGCUGGACGAAGGCGACUAUCAAGCCACAAGGUCACCCGCUGUGCUUUUACCCAAUGAAGCUACAAACGGACCCUUCAUCUCAGUCCUACUGUCGCCGCAAAGCGUACAACUGCACCAAGUAACAGAACUUGGCUCGAAGGAAAUUGAGCAGAAAGCUGCAACGUUCCAGAAAUCGAGUGCGCGGCGACACCGUCAGUUGAUUCUGCAGCUCAGAGAGCUUCAGCAGCUAGAGGGGCUUAUUUAUGGGGCCCUAUAUGAUGAAUGUAAUGUGAAACUUGUGAGUCCCGUUGGCCUCACAGGCUCCCUUCUACACUGUUCACAAAGGCGACACCAACAACAGCAGCAAGUGGCUGCAGAGCUGCAUCAGAGAAGCAGCAAACUACUGCAGCUUUGCACACGACUAAACCCUGCUCUAGCCAAAAAACAACAAAUUGAGGAGCAUCAGCAGCUCAUGAUGCAAGCGGAAGAGGAUCAAACAGACGAAGAGCUGAGGAUUCUACAUCAAACUCAUGCAAUUUUGGUAACUCUGCUGGACGAACGAUUUCAGGGUUCCUCCUCCCCUCACAAUUUGGGCCACAAUCAACAGCUGCUUUUUGAACUUGCAGAGAAGCUUCGUCAAUUGCAGCAGCUGAAAGUUGUCCCUGCUCAUACUCGGCGAGCGCUUGCUUGCAUUCUUGGAGAAAUGAAUCACAGCCGCAGCAGUCCAAUGCAACGGGAACUCAUUCACGGUACGUGGAGACAGCAGCAACAGCACAAGCACCAUGAGGUGCUCUUUGCUGUUUCUCUGCGCGAAGUAGAAAGCUUCAUUUUGAGUCGAAUUGAUGAGUUGCAAGAGCAGCCACUGCAGCGGCGACGCCAGCAAGAAGUGCAGCAACAACAGGAAGCACAGCAAAGCCAGGGGGAGCCAGAACACCGAAGACGGCUGUCGAACCAACAAGAUCAUCAAUCACAAGUGCACAAGCAAACAACAGAAAUCCUAAAACCCAAACAAGGCAAUGAAUCUCCUCACAAACAGCUGAGACAUGGAAUUGAGUUGCUGAACGCUGCAGUGCAGAGAGUAACCCGCCCGAAAAAGCUCUAUUCACACUAUGGAGAUUGCAGCUUCAACGACAGCAGCACUGAUAAGCAGGAUGUGCAAAUGUCACUCAGAUCCGAAUAUAUUCCGGUGUACUCUGUCUUCUGUCCAACCCUAGGAAUCGCUGUAGCUGCCUCUGGCUGCACUUUCGUACCGUUGGCCUCCCCACGGCUCCGCCCUACAGUGGGCGGUGUGGUAUCUGGAACAGCAGAAGCCAUAGAGAGAGAUACACCAUGCAGCUACAACACAAACGCUGCAGGACUGCUGAGAGGAAAAAGGGCGACAGAAACCAGCACACAACUGGCUGGAAGCAAUUACCUUGAAGCCCCCUCGCGGCAAAUAGAAAAGGCAUGUGGAGGAGCUCUCACCUGCCCACCAACAAGAUCCCAAACAGCACCGGUAACUAGCUGCCGAAAAUCCGAGUUCCGCCUCACUGAAGGCGCAGGAGCACGAGUAGAUAUAUCAAGUGGACAAAGCUUAAUGGCACCAGAGAAAAAAGGACAGGGGAUUUGCUGGAGGCCACUAGCACCAACAGGAACAACAACUGAAGCAGCGGCAGCAACAGCUGCAGCAGCGGCAAACGCAGCUGCAGCGAGCAGCGAUGGCCGCCCAGCGACUGCGACGCUUACAGACGAUUUGCGACGGCCUCCUUGGGGACCCCAAUCGAGCUUGCAGGGAUCUGCAACCACGAGCAUUGCAGGAGCUGCAACAGCAGCACAAGCAACAAAUGUAAUAACCACAGCGGCAGAAGUAGUACGCAUCCGUCCUUCAACCCCUCAAGAAAUGCGGAACGAAGUGGAACGUCGCAGACAACAGGUAUUACAAGCAAAGCACCACGUACAGAGGUUACAACAAUGGCAACCGCAGCAGCCACAGCAGCUGCUGCAUCAGCAGAAUGUGCAGAAGCAGCAUUUAGUCCAGCAGCAGCAAACACAAGCGUUUCUGCAGAGGCGGCAGCUUUUUCAGUUUCAUCAUCAGCAGCACCAGCAAAUGGCAAGACAGGCGCAGCAUAUGCCAACCUUUAGCAGUGACACGCAACACCUGCUGCAGCAGCACCAACUUCGCCAGCAUAAGCAGCUGCAACAGCGUUUGCUUCAGGCGCAACAACUUCAGCAACAACCAAACCUACAGCAAUGGCAGCCUCUCGAGCCGUCUCUGAGCCCGCCACAUGCACUCAUGCUGCAGAAUCAAUGGCAACAGCCCCUACCACAGCUGCAACAGCUGCAACAGCUGCAACCGUUCCAGCAGUCCCUGCCUCCUCACAAGCAGCAACAGCCGCUGUGGCAGCAUGUUCAACAGCAGCGGUUGUGGGAUAUAGAGAACUACCACGUUACCAAUCCUUCAACCAAAGACACUGCCGCAGAAAUGGCACAAGCAGCAACUGCUGCUGUCUUUGGCGAGAGAUCGUGCGACUCUCCGAAUCACUUUCAGAGCUGCCUUCCGACGCUCAGCAGCAACAGCCUCCAUUGCCUGCCAUUAGGUGAAGCAGGAGAAACAGCAGCACAAGCCAUGCAUACAGUGCCAGAAGCUGCCUUCCAGGAGCGAAUUUUGAUUUGCUACCCAAAAGCCACAGCAGCUGCGCCUGCUAAAGAAUCAAGCUCAUCUUUUCCUGGGCAGUGCAGUCAAACUGUGGUGAAACCAACAGCCGCAGAACCUGCAGAAAGUACGGCCGUGGCCUCAUCACAAGCAAAUGACCAACAGGAUGUGCCGGCGGAUCACUUGCUCUUAAUGGAACUGCUUAUGUGCCUAUGCAGCCCGAAAACAGAUCCCAGCCCAGUAGAGCUAAGAGACGUUACAGCAAAAACAGCGGCAGCAGGCGGGGUCGCUGUCUCCAGCGAGUUGGAGUGCGUGGAGAUAGAUGAUCCACAGCAUCCCCUAAGGUUGGGAACACCCUGGAACGAGAAGGCGCUCGCGAGCCGCCUACGGGAAGACGCAGCGCCUAUUCCGGCAACCCAUAAGGUACCAGUGGUGUUGGGUGAGGUUGUUGGUAGAGUGACAGUUAGCACCAACUUGGCUGCCAAUGACGGCUCCUCCCCUCGCUUCGGUCUCUCCUUUUCACCUGAAGCUAUCCUUUCUGGCUUUGUAGGUGCGGGCGUCUCUUCCGGAGCAGCAGCAUCUCCUCUGCUGCUACCCGCGGCUGACUGUUUGUGCCUUUCCGCCUUCUUCACGGGAAGAAAUAGGGGAUCUGCUGCAGCAGCUGUUAGACAUUUUGAGGUCCCUCGACUGGAUUCUCCUGCUCCACUCACCUUCCAACAGAACUGUGAACUACACACGGUGUAUGUGAAUGGAUGGCCUCACUUUGUGCUAACGUCGAUUCCAGGGGUUGCUGUGAAGGCAGGAGACUUUCUCUUUGCUGACUUGGGGCCGCGGCUCUUUGCGAGGCUGCGGCAACGCUUGUGGCAGCAGGCCGCACUGCGACUUGUCGAAUUGGGGCCGAGAGCUCCCCACCAAGUCGAUACCUGCGGCUUUGAAAUCCAAUUUGAGCAAGGGGUGGAAUGUGUCGAAUGCUGCUUGGAGGCAGCGCAUGGAGGUAGGGCAUGCCACAACUUGCCUUUGUUUUUGGGCAGGAGGCAAUGCUCACGAGUGCACGAGUGGCCUCGCGAGAGUGAGAACCUAACCAUGCUCCCUCCCCAUUUCCUCAACAAGCCCAACCAGCAGCGGAGACAACAGCAGGAACUACAAAUGAUGCACCAGGACCUUCAAGAUCGGCAGCAACAGCAAGUGCACCAGUUAAUGCAGCAGCACGCUUCAACAGAGAUUCGGCAGUUAGGCAGAGGACUGCAGCUGCAUCGGAGCAGUAGAGGUCCGCAGGCUGAAAAUGCAUUGACAGAGGUCGCUCCUGAUAUUUUGUCAACUUUCUCUUCGGUCAGCAGGUCCGAGUGUUUGGCCGCUCUUCUUCACUUCAUCAUUACAGGCAAUGAUACACAAAAUGGCCCCGUCAAUGCUGCUACUCUUACGGCUGUCGCAACUACUACCGCGGAGGACCUGCGUUGCUCGUGUGCCAAGAAAACAUUUCCCAAUACUCUGCCCCCUGAACGCUUUUCCCUUCAGCUGUCCAUUUUUCGCACACAGCUGACUGGGGAAGCGCCGCUAGCAGGGUUGGCUGAGGAUGACAUGAUGGCGCUUGCAGCUUCCUUGGUGCCCUGCGCUAAUUGCUAUAGAAAGAUUGUGCUGCAGCAGCAUUACCGCCGCUUGCUGCUGCUCCAGCAACUGCAACAGAUGAUGGAGAAGCAGCUGCGAAUUCUGGGGCAAUUUCUCCAACACCAGCAACAACAGCACAGACUGGAUCAGUUGGCUUUUAUACGAGAGAGACUUUCUGCACUCCAGCGGGCACCCAGCACGGUUUCCCCGCCAUUGUGCAGCCAGCUGUGGCAGUUGCAGCAGCAUCAAAAGCAAAUGUUACAGGGGAGCUGCCAGGAACAACGACGACUGCAGCAGCUCCAUGACCUUGCUGCACUUGUGCUAGUUGCGCUAGGAGAGCCGACAGUUCCACAAACAAGAGCGGCAGAAGGGAUAAAGCAACUACAACAGAAGCAACAGUCAGUUGCGGGCAAGAUUCAGUCUGAUGAGCUGCAUGAUGAUUUGCUGCAACUGCUGAAUAAGACGCUCCAGGCGGCACACGCCCAGCAGCCCUGUUGCACUGUGCUGCUGCGCCGUCUACUGCAAGAGAUACAAGAAGCAUCUCUGUGGUCCGCAGACAUAAAACGCAACAGAAAAAGCAGCAGUACAACAAGUAAUGAAACCGUCGCGGCUGCCUCCUCGCUGCCGGAUUGCAUAGGCAUUCUUUCGUUGCCGGAAAGAGCAAAUGUAGCAGGAGUAGCCGACCAACGAGCGGCAGCAGCAGCUAUGAUUGCAGAUAGCAGCCUCUGGCUUGCUAGGCUGGCCCAAAAAGCUCCACCAGGUGCAGCUGCUGUUGCUUCAGCGUUUGGAGAAAAAGGCUUUUUGAGGGAUUUAGCAGUGGCUGCACUCAGAUGCCGUCUGCUUUCAGGACACUCCGUUGAAUCCCCAAACGGUCUCCAAGGGGCUGCCGACCAGGCAGCAAAGACGUGGAAACAUGUGAGCCAUGUGCUUCUCACCGCUUGUAACAGGCGUCGUCAACUGCUGCGAGCUGUUUCGUUCCUUCUUCAAAAAAGUCCUCAGUUUCUUGCGUCUUUGCAACGCGACCCUGAGCAAAGACCACCAUACCAGUGGAAAGAGCGGCAAGGAAACUGGCAGAAACAGCAUCAACAACAGCACGUACAGCAGCAGCGGCAGCAUCAACAAAGAGAAUCCCAACAGCAUCAGCAGCAGUUUCAGCAGCGGCAACAAACAGGGAGCUCACCUCAGUUAUACGACGGCGCUGCGGCAGUUCCUACCUGCGCGCAUAGCAUCUGCACUGGAAAGCAACAGCAGCAGGAGGCGAUACAACAAACGCAGCAACUGGAGAUCGCGCAGCACGAGGAGGAGCAGCAGCUAUUGCAGCGAGAGCAAAAAGCGCUUCAGUCAGCAUUGCAGGGGGCGUAUUCUGUGCAGCAGCCCUUGCAAAAGCAAGCCGUGCAUCAUCAGAGCAUAGAACGGCAACAGCCUGCUCACUUGCAGCACUCAAAGCAAUUCCUGCAUCGUCAAUCUAUGGAACAGCAACUGAACGAAGACCAACGACGCACGUUAAGCUUCCAGACCUACCAAAUGCAACCGCCGCAGCAAAGUCAACAGAAACAAAAGGUGCAGCCGUCCCAGAGGCAGGCGCUUUAUGCUUUGCUGCAGCCUGAGCACAUACACCAGCAGUGCUUGCAGCAACAGUAUUUGCAGCCACUAAAGCAGCAGCUUUUCCAGCCUCCCCAGCAGCAGCAUUUGCAGCAGUUGCAGAGUCUUCAACAAUUUCAACAUCCGCAGAAUUUGCAAGCGCCUCAGGUCUUGAAUUUCGGGGGCGCAUUGGAGGAGGCGCAUGGAUUGAGAAGGUGGACUAGAGACACCACUGAGCAAGAACAGCUGCAGCGCAAUAUACUGCAUCAGCACAUGCACCACGUGCAGCAACAGCAGCAUCAGCUGCAGCAACUCCAGAGGCAGCAGCAAGUGGAGCUUCAUCCAGAAAUGCAGGAUAGUGGAAGGCAGCACAAAGGCUUGCAAAGCAAGGAAAUGCACCUAGCAGAGCUGUACCAAAGGACGAUGGGACACGUAGAGCUACAAGAGAACGAGAAACAGCACAACUACGUUCAAAGAAUGCAGCACGAAGAACUUGAUCAACAGCGGAAAUGCAAUAUUGAGCCCAUUCAGCUAUAUUGUCAACGGCGGCAGCGCCAGAGGAGGCAACUCCUGCAACAAAGAAGCCGAAGACGCGAGAGAAUGUCUCACGGUAGCACCACUUUAAUCCGCGGGCUUCCUAAAAGGCAUUGCCCUUCAGUUGCUGCUGCUGCUGAUCUGUCUGAUGAAGAAAUCUACCCACAGGUGUCAGAAAGGGUUACCACAAACGCUGCUGAGGUCUAUUACCCAAGAGGUCCAGUUUCUCAUCUCACUAGCACCAGUGGAAGCCCAUCGUGUUUUGAGUUGAACGUCGCCAGAGCUGACGCAGGAAUUCCUCGAGGCACAGCUGCUUCAGAAGCUGCCACCACGGCUCCCUCGGCAACUGCUCACCAGCAGCUAGCUGAAGCAGAAGCAGGACGUACUAGAACAAUGCAGGAGCUGAGAAGGACAAGGAAGAUGCGCGCGUUGAGGUGCAUGCUGGCGCACAAAGGCACCAGCAGCGUGGCAUCACCCGUUACUGCAGCAGAUACAGCUCACAGAGCAGCUGCCGCUGAGCUCAAUGAUCAGUCCGUUAUUGGGGCUAAGGUACAGGAGACAGCGGCACGUUCUCAAGCUGCUGCCGCUGCGUCUGGCAAGAGAACGAUAGAAGCUGUCAAUACAGAAGAUGCAUUGCAAGAGCUCCCUGAAGGAAGCACUGUUGCUGAGAACGAGGGGGAUAAGGCGGCUGCAACGCAACGAGCUUGUAACAGAUCGCCAAGAGGCGGGCUUUUUUCUGUCAGCAGUGGCUUCCCGCAUUGCUGCUACGACGCUGCUCAAUGCGUUGACGAAGUAGCGGCAGACUCAAAGGAAGCAGAGCGCGCAGAAACGAAUGGCAUUGGCGUAGAUGCAGAAACUGGCGAAAGCUCGGUGGCAGCAGACAAAGUAACAAGAAAGCAGGAUGCAACAACAACGGCACUUCCUCUGGCAGCAGCGCUAUGCCAAGAACAAGCCUGGGCAGCAGAUGCAGGACAGGAAGAUAAAAAACUGCCGAUGACUGGCCAAAUUUUAGCAGUACCAGCGAGGGAAGACGCUAAAAGCGUAUUUACUGCACCUUCUGAGCAAAUAAUAGUAGCAUCAGCAACCGGCGAAGACUCUACUGCUGCAGCCGAAGAGCGAAUCGCGGUGGCAUCAGCAGCCGCCGAAGACGCUACCGCUGCUGCUGCUGCGCUGCUGGACAGGGCCCCUGAAGCGCCAGAGGUGGCAGCAGCGGCAGCAGCAACAGCAGCAACUGACGCGCUGCUACUUUCUCCACCGGCAGUUCUAGGCCCGAUAAAGAAACCACUUUUCCUGAAUGGAACUGAAGGACUGCUAGCAGUGUCCGCAGCAUCAGCAGCAGGUACAAGGAGGGCCAAGAGAAUGCUGCCCGCAGGCCUAACACAGCGCCGGCGAAUAUUUGCGUACUGCUGCCGAGAAACUAUGGGAGACGGUUGUGCCUGCAUUGCAUGUACGAGCUGCAGACGUCAACCUCCUGUGGUGUCCGUCACAGAUGCUGCAACAGAGGCGGACUACAGCAAAAGAUGUGCAGGGCCUUUGCAGCUGCAAGAGCAGACGCAUAGAUCCCUUAGGUCUAGAAAGGGAAGAUACGGAGCUGCAACACGAGAAGGAGAGUGCAUCAGCGGCAGUAACACCAGCAGGAGGGAUAUGCACAAUCAAAGCUUCAGAAAGAAGGAGAAACGCAAAAAGAAAGUCUACUACUAUAGCACGAGCGACCGAUGUAGCAUAAGCUGCGACUCCAGCAGUGGGAGUGAUUGGGAAGGGUCUACUAGCAAGCGAAAGAGGCAGCCACAGAAUAAAAAGUACCAAGAAGCAGCAAACGGAGCAGAGCGGAAGGCUCCUCCUGCUGCUGCUUCGGUUGCAGCUGUUCGCGCCCUUCGUCGGGUCAAAAAGCUUGCUGUCACAGAUGCAAGCACUACUAAAGCACCUCUCUCACAGGAAGAGCAAAGAGAAUUUACUUUUGUCGCUGAAAAUGUGAGAAUGGAGCACUGCACCGCCGAUCGUGCAGCUCCAUGCUCCACUGAUGCAAUGGAUGCGCACAUCGGCGGCACCCACAGCGAUGACGACAACCUCACUCCAAAGGCUGCCACAGGAGUAGAGCUUCGACUGAAUCAAAAACGAGAGAGCCCACAGCGGCUGUGUAGGAAAACCAGUCAGCAGCAGCAGCAACGUACAGGGCCGACACUGAACCUUUUUCGUGUCCUGCGCAGCAGUAAGAAGCCUCUUGGGGAGACAACAGUAAAGGAGGCAACGGAGACAGCACUGCACAAAAGCGUCGAAGGUAAAGAGCCUCUCUUUGCCGAUGGCGAAGCUUUCUCUGCUGUGGUGCCUGCCUCUUCUAAGCGAGCCGAUGAAACGGGCCUCCCCGCCUCUCCAGACACGUUUCUGUCGGACCCAGCAGUCGUAGAAGAAGCCACAGAUGCGUGUAACCGUCUCCUUCGAAGCAGCUGUAGCGAUUCCAGACAGUCAAACGCGUAUGGUGACGACGAUGAGAGGCUAUCAACUACAGACGGCCUCCGCCUGCACCUUGAGAAGAGGCCGCUGCCACCUCCAACGCCGUCAUGCGAGAUUCCCACUCAAAAGAAACAGCAGCAACGGGUCCAACAGGAAGAAGAACAACAAUGUGAACAAGAAGGGCAGCAACAAAGACGCCGGCGCAGCAUCGGCGCGAUCAUCAAUUGUACUUUGCGAAGCGGCAGCGGGGGUACAGCAGCAGGAGAAAGAGUAAAAACUGGCAGUGUAGCAUGUGCUGUGUCCAAUGCAAUGGUUCUGCGGAGUGAACAUGAUGGGCAACAGCGGCGAAGCUAUCAGCGCCACGACGAUAUCUCAGCACUGCCUCUUGAAGCCGCACCACAGAUCCUCGAGGACUUCAGGGAACUGGUGUUAUCGUCAGUGUCCGGCCCGCAUCAGCGAGAGGAGAAACAGUCCUUGGCACAGCAUCAUCGCACACGAAAAUGCACUGCUGCCUCUCUGCUUGCAGCUGCUGCUGAGAGUGGCAAUAACAGCAGCAGCUAUAACACGCCCAGCAAAUCAUCGCACGAUUCAUGCAUCCGCAGAGGUCAAUCUGUACGUGCUGCUGCCGCAGCAGUCGCUGCUGCAACUGUAGCCCGACUGCAGGAAAGCAGAACUACGAGUCAAGCAACCACUAACGCAGCGGCUGGAGAAGCAGCAGCUGAAAUAGCGAAGAACAUAACUUGGAACGAAAAGAGGCGUAGCUAUGCAGCAAAAAUCAAGGGAGUCUCUCAGCCCGUCUGGUUUGCUGCCAAGAGAAGAGGUGUCCCUCAGGCUCUUCAGGCCGCUGCAAAUCUCCUUGUCGAAGAUAUGAAUAGACGCAAACAGGAAAAUUAG
Molecule: messenger RNA, 11025 nt
Organism: Eimeria necatrix
Lineage: Eukaryota; Apicomplexa; Conoidasida; Eucoccidiorida; Eimeriidae
Exons: 7
Coding region: 1-11025 (3674 amino acids)
Source: RefSeq, a predicted model, not a curated record